Messenger RNA from Esox lucius (northern pike), 2622 nucleotides. RefSeq names its product prolyl endopeptidase. The record is from RefSeq and is a predicted model, not a curated record. Bases 166 to 2295 code for a protein of 709 amino acids. The transcript is spliced from 15 exons. Gene Ontology annotation, cellular component: cytosol. Gene Ontology annotation, biological process: proteolysis. Gene Ontology annotation, molecular function: oligopeptidase activity; serine-type endopeptidase activity. NCBI's taxonomy places the organism in Eukaryota, Metazoa, Chordata, Actinopteri, Esociformes, Esocidae.
AAACCAAAGAGUGGAACAUGAUUUCACUUUCACUUUAGGCACUCUCUCAUUGAAACAUACAGAGGGUAUAGUAUUACAGACAAAACAGGCGGACAAAUAGAAAAGAGACAGACAGGUGAAUAGCUUGGACAGACAGAGGGCCGGAGACAAUUUGAAACUUUCACCAUGGCUUUUAAAUACCCGGCAGUUCGAAGAGAUGAGAGUAAGGUGGAUAACUACAAUGGCAUUACGAUAUGUGACCCCUAUGCCUGGUUGGAAGAUCCAGACAGUGAAGAAACCAAGGCCUUUGUGGAGGAGCAGAAUAAGCUGAGCAUGCCAUUCCUAGAGAAGUGUGAAGUGAGGCCUCAGUUUCAUCAACGACUAACUGAUCUAUAUGACUACCCCAAAUACAGCUGCCCCUAUAAGAGAGGAAAAAGGUAUUUCUACUUCUAUAACCAGGGCUUACAGAACCAGGAUGUACUUUAUGUGCAGGAUUCUCUGGAUGGACCGGCUACUGUCUUCUUUGACCCAAACAAACUUUCUGAGGACGGGACUGUGGCUUUGAAGAUGGGGCGUUUGUCAGAGGAGUGUGAGUACUUUGCGUACGGCCUGAGCUCCAGUGGUUCGGACUGGGUCACGGUGCACUUCCUGAAGGCUGAUGACCUCACUACGCUGCCUGACGUCCUGGAGAGGGUGAAGUUCAGCUGCUUGGCCUGGACCCAUGAUGGCCGCGGGGUGUUCUAUAACUGUUAUCCUCUGCAGGACGGCAAGGCUGAUGGCACAGAGACCACAUGCAACCUAAACCAGAAACUCUACUACCAUGUGAUCGGCACCAAACAGUCAGAUGACAUCCUGGUGGCUGAGUUCCCUGACCAUCCGAAAUGGCACAGUGGAGUUACAGUGUCAGAUGAUGGCAGAUAUGCCGUGCUUGUCAUCACGGAGGGCUGUGAGCCAGUCAACCAGCUGUGGUACUGUGACCUGCAGAAGCUUCCCAAUGGCAUCACAGGCAUGCUGCCCUGGGUGAAGCUAGUGCACAACUUUGAGGCGCAAUACUACUAUAUCACCAACGAGGGCAGUGUGUUCACCUUCCGCACCAACCUUGAUGCCCCGCGCUACCGCCUGAUCAAAAUUGACCUGGAGAAGCCGGACAAAGACCAGUGGAGGACCCUCUUACCCCAGCACGACAAGGAUGUCCUGGGCACUGUGGCCUGUGUGAACCAGCACUACCUUCUGGUCAACUACAUCCAUGACGUGAAGGACAUCCUGCAGCUGUAUGAUCUGUCCACCGGUAGCCUGGUCAGAGAUCUGCCUCUGGACGUGGGCACUGUGUCGGGCCUCAGCAGUAAGAAGAAGCAUUCAGACUUCUUCUACAAGUUCACCUCCUUCACCACGCCAGGCGUGAUCUACCACUAUGACCUGAGCCAAGCGUCCCCAGAGCCCACGGUGUUCCGACGAGUGGAGGUGAAGGGCAUCCAACAGGAGGACUAUGAGACCAACCAGGUCUUUUACCCCAGCAAAGAUGGAACUAAAAUCCCCAUGUUCCUGGUGCAUGCCCGGGGCCUGAAAAAGGACGGAUCCCAUCCUGUUUUCUUGUAUGGAUAUGGAGGCUUUGAGAACUCCAUCCAACCAUACUACAAUGUUUCUUACCUGCUGUUUGUCAGACACUUGGGGGGAAUCUUGGCGGUGGCCAACAUAAGAGGAGGAGGGGAGUAUGGGCAGACCUGGCAUAAAGGUGGCUCCCUGCAAAACAAGCAGAAUUGCUUUGAUGACUUCCAGUGUGCAGCGGAGUACCUGAUCCAAGAGAACUACACCACAGCCAGGCGCAUAGCCAUCAAUGGAGCUUCCAAUGGGGGACUGCUCGUGGCGGCGUGUGUGAACCAGCGCCCGGACCUGUUUGGAUGUGCCGUGGCUGAGGUUGGAGUGAUGGAUAUGCUCAAGUUCCACAAGUUCACCAUCGGCCACGCCUGGACCACGGACUACGGCUGUGCAGACAACCCUGACCAGUUCAAAUGGCUCAUCAAGUACUCCCCACUCCACAACCUCCCCGCUCCCCCUUACACUGGCACCGCCUACCCUGCCGUGCUCCUGUUGACUGCCGACCACGACGACCGGGUGGUGCCCCUCCACACCCUGAAGUACUGCGCCACCCUGCAGCACGGUGUAGGCAGCAGCCCCGGGCAGCGCCAGCCUCUCAUGGUCCGCGUGGACACCCGCAGCGGGCACGGGGCGGGUAAGCCUACCAGCAAAGCCAUCCUGGAGGACGCGCACAUCUUCUCCUUCAUCGCCCAGACACUCGGGCUGAGCUGGAAAGACUGAUGACGGGCGGGGGAAUAGGGGGAGGGAAAAGGUUGAGGAAGGUGGGGCGACAGAGGAGAGGUGAGGAGAGAGAGGUGGGUGAUGGAGGGACAUUUCAGUAGUACAGUGAGGGUGCCGAGGAGAGUUACGGUCAGGGAAUUCGAGCGGUGUUCGCCAAACCAACGCUGUUCAGGGAACCCUUCAGAAAGCUCUUCAGUUAAAUGGAAUCAAAUCUCAUCUAAUUACUAAAUCAGACUCACGUCAGUAAACACAAAUAAUGUUUUUCUUUUCUUGUUAAACAGACAUUUUGUGACAAUUUGUUUACUAUUAAAUGUUAUGUCUAACAUU